GAAGCGCAAAAACACUUCCAAGAGAUUGGAGUGAUUUGUAACAAAUGGAAGAACUGGUCGACAGAAAACGUGAUUUUAGACGAUUCACAAGAAGUGCAAUCAUCUGAUCAACAGAUUGUUAGUGAGAUUAACGGCGACUCAAAGGUCAGACACAACUCAAAGACCAAAGAGUUCUUUGAGGGACCCUUUCUGUCGAUGAUAUUCGAUAACUUGCAGUAUAUGGUUGAUCUGCCGUAUGAAGUCAACCUCCAAGUGACGUCUUUGAUCUCGAGACUCGCAUUGUUCCCGAAUCAAUACGUUAAUGAGUACCUCUUGGAUCCUACCAUUCCUCUAGUUCGCGGAACUCGAUCUCUGUUUUCAAUUCUGCAUAAACUGGUGGAUGAGUUGCAGAUAUCAGUGCAGGGCUUGAAUGGUCUGAGAGAUAAACUGCAGAUAACCAGAAGAGCACUGUUAGGAGAAUCCGAUAAAACGAGUGAAGAAGUGAAUGAAGUGAAUGACGAGAAGACUUCCCGAAUAAUCGAGGCUUUGAUAGUAAUCGAGGAGUUUUGCAAAGAAUUGGCUGCCGUUUCGUUUGUUAAAUAUCACAACACUUUUUGA
Molecule: messenger RNA, 597 nt
Organism: Oppiella nova
Lineage: Eukaryota; Metazoa; Arthropoda; Arachnida; Sarcoptiformes; Oppiidae
Source: the annotation of a GenBank genome assembly